Molecule: messenger RNA, 1204 nt
Organism: Teleopsis dalmanni
Lineage: Eukaryota; Metazoa; Arthropoda; Insecta; Diptera; Diopsidae
Product: serine/threonine/tyrosine-interacting-like protein 2
Exons: 6
Coding region: 1-954 (317 amino acids)
Biological process (GO): protein dephosphorylation; negative regulation of MAPK cascade
Cellular component (GO): cytoplasm
Molecular function (GO): protein tyrosine/serine/threonine phosphatase activity; MAP kinase phosphatase activity
Source: RefSeq, a predicted model, not a curated record
AUGAGCGGCCAUGAACCAUGGGUUCCAGAAGCGCCAAAAUACGCCGAAAACAAUGCCGACAGCGACGCUCGCUCUAUCAACGACGAUAAUGCCAACAGCGACGAUAAUGCCGACAGCGACGCCGAAAACAAUGCCAGCAACGAUGCCGACAGUGGCGCAAACAGCAUAACGACAAUAAUGCCAGCAACUACGCUGAAAAUGAUACCGACAGCGACUCUCGCUAUCAACGACGAUGAUGUCGACAGCGACGCCAACAACGUAACAACAAUAGGCGUAUUCGGUGGCUCGCAAUGUCAAUGUCUUUUCAUUUUAUUAUUAUAUUUAUUAUUUAAUUUUUUUUUUAAUUUUAUUUUACAGUCACCAAGCCGUCUGGAAUCAUCAGAGCAGACCACAGGCCGUCAGUUGCAGCGCGUGCUGCACUAUUCGCCUUGCCGAUCAUUGCCAGGCUUUCAAAGGACAGAAUGUGUUUUGCAUGAUGUUGACUGUGAUGAAGUUUACCCAGGAAUUUAUAUUGGCGAUGCUGCGGCAGCAAAAAAUAAAACUUACCUGCGUAUGAUGGGAAUAACACAUGUACUGAAUGCCGCGGAAGGUUGUCGUUAUGGACAAGUGGACACUGGGCACAGUUACUACCGUGAUAUGCCAAGUGUGAGAUAUAUGGGCUUCCCAAUGGUUGAUGCCCCAUCAACAGAUAUAUCCAGAUACUUUUAUGUGGCAGCAAAAUUCAUAGAUAGCGCCAUCAGUGGUGGCGGUAAAAUUCUGGUACAUUGUCUUGUUGGUAUGUCCAGAUCGGCUACAUGUGUGCUGGCUUAUUUGAUGAUUUGUCGUAAAAUGUCUGCACAGGAUGCGAUACGUAAAGUACGCAUGCGUCGUGACAUACGUCCUAACGAAGGUUUCCUGCAACAAUUAGCUGAUUUGGAUAUGGAGCUUAAACGCAAAAAUCUCUAUCCAUACUAAAACAAUCGAAUUGGUCUCCUUUUAUAAAACACAACACACUUUAUAUAUUUAAUAACAUUUAAAACAAAAAGAAAAAAAACUUACAUAUACACUUAAAAGUAAGAACAAGUGGAACACAUAUAUAAAGUUCUAAACUAUUUAUAUUUGUUAUAUAUACUAAAAAAUAAAAAAAUAAAACCAAUUAUAAGGAACAAACAUUUUUAAACGAAUAAACCAAAAACCAAAUAUUGAACAACUGACUAUUAACGUA